Molecule: messenger RNA, 1995 nt
Organism: Drosophila guanche
Lineage: Eukaryota; Metazoa; Arthropoda; Insecta; Diptera; Drosophilidae
Exons: 2
Coding region: 150-1859 (569 amino acids)
Source: RefSeq, a predicted model, not a curated record
GUGUUGAGCCUACAACAUCUAAAUUUUCAGAGUGUAAUUUUAAUUUUUGGUUUUUAAUGUUUGCGUUUGUAAAAUCUAAAAAAUAAGUUUGUUUGUUUUGGACCCGAAUCGGUUUUAGGUAGGACAUUCCCACAUUACACUCUGCAGAAAUGACAAAGGAUAGGAAUGAUGCAGCCAAGUCGGUGGGGCAGCCACCGGUGUUUGCGGGUUGCAUGCCGCUGGAGGAGAUUACAAUCUACGACUGGAUGCGACAGCAGAACUGCAAGACCACGAGAUACCAGCAGGUGGAGACGUACCCAAACAUACGUCCGCCCAUCUCGCGGUGCAACAAGCAGCAGACCUUAAGGUGGAUGUCCGACUCCCUGGAGGCCACAGGCUGUGAGCGGCUCUUCGACAUGCGUAAGGACAAUGUGCUGGAAGCGUGGACAAACAUUCCCAACAAGGAAACACUCGGCUGGUACGGCCUCAGCGGUGGCAUUCAAGAUCCCGAAGCGGUGCUUUUUAAUCAAGCGCUGACCAAGAGCCUCCAGGCAGCCAGCGGCGUAAAGGCGAAGCUCCCGAAGCAGCUAAAGCCGCAGUGGAAACCCAAACCCAAGCCGACUGGCGCCUACGUGCUGAAUCGUCAGUGUCUGCGCUCACAGCUGGCACGGAUGCCCACCAUCAAGCGGAAGUUGUCGCCCAACUACGCCUUCACAUGGCUGCACUGUCCGCCACCGGAUCCCACUAGUCCUCCCUUCGAGGACAAGCGAGGUCCUCCCAUACCCCUGACCAGCGCCUUGGGCAUGGAGCGUACGCCCAGGAAGCACGGCAAGCGGAAGCACAGCCUGCGGCAUCCCAUGUGUCACUUGUCCUGCGAUCAACCCAAGAACCAGUGCACCGACUACGAGUGGAGAAAGUACAAGGAGGAUCCGCGAGCCAUCGACGAGGCCUUCAGGCGGGAGCAGGCGGCGGCGCAGACAUCGACGGAGGAGGAGCCCAAGGACUACGAUGAGCUGUACGCGCGAAUGCUGGGCUGCUUCGAGCAGAGUCGAGAUCAGAACACCAUCUGCCAGGACUACGAGAAGUGCUGCAAGGCGCCGGGCGAUCCUCCGACUCAGGGCUGUGGCGAAAUGGUCCCCGAGGGAGCUGAUGGCGGUGCCGGGGGUAAGUCUGACGGCGAUGGCGGCGGCGGCGGCGGCAAAGAUGGCGCUGGCAAGGAUGGCGAGGGUGGCGAGGGUGGCGACAGGGGUAGCCGCAGAAGCACAAGCACGCGGAAGAGCCGCAAAGAUGGGAAGUACGGGCAUGGCGGCAAGGGUGGCGAUGGAGACGACGAUGGCACGGGCAAGGGCGGCAAGGGUGCGGGAAAGGAUGGCAAAGGUGGCAAGGGCGGGGAGGGCAUGGACGGUGACGGCAAAGGCGGCAAGGGUGGCAAAGGUUUUGGCGACGAUUUUGACGGCAAGGACAAAGACAAAGGCAAGGGCGACGGACGGGACACCGUCAAGGACUGCCCCUGCGAGCUGUGCAACUACUGUGACAAGGAGUCGGACACGCCGCUCAUCCGCGAGAUGCGACGGCGCGACAAGCAGCGCCAGCAGCGGGAAUACCUCCAGCUGAUGCGCCACCGUCAGUAUGUCAAAUGCCGCACCGCCGAGUACCUUGCCACGCAGCACAAGUGCGAUCCGAUUGUCUGCUGCAAUAAGUUCUGCGGCAACCCGCUGCUGCAGGAUCAUCUGGCCAAGAUCGAUGCGGUGCAACAGUUGCAGCAGCAGCUGAAGCGUUGCAAUCGCAAAAAUCGCGUCUCCUGCACAUCCAUUCACAGGAGACUCAAUCGGCUGAAGCAGCAUCUGUGUGAAGCGUUUGAAAUGCCAGAAAAGAGUUGAGGAAUGGUUUCGAGAUUCCCGCUGCCCAUCUGCCCAUCCAAAGAUCUGCAUUCAAUCUGUUCCUCUGCUACCGUGGACUUUAUGCAUUUGGAUUGUAUCUCUUUUUAUACUCUUACUCCUGUUGCUGAUUUUUAUC